AUGCCUUCCACUCUGUGGGAGAAGACGAAAGGCACAUCUAAAAAAGGAUUCGAUAAAGCAUGGCAUACCCUCGACAAGCUGGGCGAUCCCGUCAACCGGCUUUCCUAUAAGGUCGGCGCAGAGGCUUUCUGGCCCAUGACCCUCGAUAAAGAAAGCGAUAAAGCGGCGCGCAUUUUGCGAAGUUUCUGCAAAGAUGGUUUUUAUUCCAACGAUGAAGCCGAACGGAAAAGCACCGACAGCUCGAUCAGCAAAGAAUCCGGCAAGAUAGAUCGCCCCAAGGGCAAGCAGCGGGUCUUAAAGAAGAUCCCCGCUAGGGUUAUACAGCGGGCUAAGGGUCUCGCUAUCUUCACUACUAUGCGCACAGGCCUCUGGGUCAGUGGCUCGGGUGGUAGUGGUGUGCUCCUGGCGCGGACCCCAGAUACCAACGAAUGGAGUCCGCCUUCCGGCAUUAUGCUUCAUACGGCUGGUAUCGGUUUUCUGGCGGGCGUGGAUAUCUAUGACUGUGUGGUGGUCAUCAAUACCUACGAGGCCUUGGAGGCUUUCAAAAAAGUGCGGUGCACCUUGGGUGGAGAAGUCAGCGCUGCAGCCGGUCCGGUUGGGAUGGGCGGCGUGCUUGAUUCGGAAGUGCACAAGCGCCAGGCCCCCAUCUGGACUUACAUGAAGAGUCGUGGUCUGUAUGCUGGCGUCGCAGUGGAUGGUACCAUUAUUAUCGAGCGUACCGAUGAGAACGAGCGUUUCUAUGGCGAGCGCAUAUCGGUUACUGACAUUCUCGCGGGCAAGGCCAAACGGCCUCCUGCAUCGAUUCAAACCCUCCUCAACACCGUCAAAGCUGCCGAGGGCAACCCAACGGUGGACGAGAACUUGCUGCCACCCGGCGAAACCCCUGGGGAUGUUGAGCUUGCGCCGGGACCGGGCUCGUUCGGAAUUCCCGACCCGGAGGACCCUGAUCCAUUCGGUGUCAAGGCGCUGGAGGCGGAGGGUCUCUUCAUUCGCGAAGCUGGAUCAAAAUCCAGACCAUCGCAGGAAGCGUUUGAGUUUAAACCCGGCCCGAACAGCCCGAUAUUUGCGACUUUCCGACGGAGCAUCGACAGCUCACCACGCAAUAGCUGGCGAGCAAGUGUGCAGAGCUACGCCAGUAUGGAUCGAGGGACCCAAACUGAUGAUGGUCCUACGACUGCCCCGACCUCUAUCAGUCGUGCCUCCUCCCGGAGCUACCGUGAUGUAUCCGACCGGGCCGAAACCAGUCCUUGGGACAACGAGGAGGGACGCUGGGAGACUGUCAUCCCGGAACAUGAUGAAUACCACGGUCGGGAUGAUGUUGAAGAGGACGUGGAUCUGGAGGAUGACGAUGUGGAAAUUCACGAGGUCAGCAGCGCCACUGUGUCGAAGCGCGAGAGUGCUGCCCAUUCUCCUGUCCCGAUUGAAGAUUCCAUCGCGCCUGUCGAAUUCAAGCGUCACUCGCCUACCUUUACCAGGGCACGCCUUGUGACGAUCCCUAAGCGGAUUCCCCCGGCCCUUCCACCCCGGAACCCCCAGCGGACACCCGCUCCCGUCUCGACCUCGACUCCUAGCUCGCCUACGGCGAACCCCUACGCACACAGCCGCCGGCGUUCCGUGGCAUCUAGUCCGGGACACGCCACAUAUGGGUUCACAGGGAUGCCUCUUUACCACAAGAGCGAUUCGGAAAGUGACCUGUCCUCCGCUGGCGCUCCCGAGUCGUCCAACAAGCCGUCACCAGACCGCGAAGAGUUCCACUCGGUAUCCAGUCUGCACGACUCGGACGUGGCAUCCGAGAAGGAGACCGAGGCCAAGGAGGCCAAGGAGAUCGAGACCGAGGAGAACCACGAGCCAUCAUCUGAUGCGAGCACUCCCACAUAUGUUCACGAGUCUGAUGUCUCGCCCUGGGCGAAGUCUGACACAGACCUGGCACCCACGAAGACCAUCACUUCUGAUGACCACGUCAAAGUUGAUUCUACGGCACAGCCUCAGGCUGUGUGA
Messenger RNA from Aspergillus niger, 1998 nucleotides. RefSeq lists its product as uncharacterized. NCBI's taxonomy places the organism in Eukaryota, Fungi, Ascomycota, Eurotiomycetes, Eurotiales, Aspergillaceae. Gene Ontology annotation, molecular function: phosphatidylinositol binding. The transcript has a single exon. Bases 1 to 1998 code for a protein of 665 amino acids. The record is from RefSeq and is a predicted model, not a curated record.